Molecule: messenger RNA, 1812 nt
Organism: Microdochium trichocladiopsis
Lineage: Eukaryota; Fungi; Ascomycota; Sordariomycetes; Xylariales; Microdochiaceae
Product: rab-GTPase-TBC domain-containing protein
Exons: 3
Coding region: 1-1812 (603 amino acids)
Source: RefSeq, a predicted model, not a curated record
AUGGCUCCCGCCGACUCGCAGUCCGUUCGGUCGAGCUCCUCGCGACGACGGCGCACCAAUCACGAAAGACCUCGGACCCGCGGCAGCGGCACAGAGGCUGCACACGUGGAUACUCCUGCGCAGCUAGACUCGAUCCCCGCGGCCGUCCCUCGCCCAAACCCGCCCAAUAUCCGACUGAUUUCCGCCGAGGCCGAGAAGGAAUCUCAAAAGGUGAGAUCGCUCUAUACUUCUGGGGAGGGUCUCAAUUGGGAAGACGUAGGCGAGCCACCGCCGCCUCUGGGUGGUGCUCCUUCCCAGUUCACGUCCGAUUCCCCGCUCGAGCUCCCACCUACUCGUGGUACCCACGUAUCAAGUAGUGUCACACUUACGGAUGGCGAUGAUCCAAACUUGCCAGCGCCAUGGACUGAUCAGCGCACCGAGGGAAUCGAGGACUGGGACGGCAUCAACGUUGAAGAUGUGGAUCGCUAUGGCUUCAUCCUGCCCGCCAAGCCACAAACUCGAACAGCGAAUUCGGAGGACUCGGACAACGCGCCUGAUUCGCCUCGGAAGUCUCGUUCCACAUUGCGAAAGAUGGCCUAUGGGGGCAAUUCACUCACGCCUAGACGUGGGCCAAGUCGGAAGUCGUCCGCACGUUCCCUUCACUCGCACGCUUCAGACUUCUCGACUGCAACAUACCGCUCUUCUCGCUCGCCCAUGCGGACCGCCAUGAACUUGCUGCCCCAUAACAGGGACAGGAGACUGGUGGACGAGGCGGGCGAUGUGCUUGCAAUGCAGCCGGGGUUAACCAACAUCGCCGAGGAUGAGUCAGCCGAGAUACUCGCCGAUGAAGCGAAGCGCAAGGAAGUGUCGAGGACUGAGAAGUGGCGUAGGAUGGCCACUGUCGUCAAACAGGGUGAGGAUGGUCAGGGCAUGGUCUUUGAGUUCGAUCUAAAGCAUCCCAAGCUCCUUAAGCGGGUGUGGAAGGGCAUUCCGGACUGCUGGCGGUCGGCUGCGUGGUUCUCUUUCCUUGCAUCCAGUGCGCGAGCGAGCGGGGACUCUUAUGCGACAGAUGAGCAGCUGAAGAGCGACUUUCUGCGGCUCGUUGAUGAGCCAUCACCAGAUGACGGGCAGAUCGAUCUCGACGUGCCGCGCACUAUCAACCAGCACAUCAUGUUUCGACGAAGAUAUCGUGGUGGUCAACGCUUACUGUUCCGCGUCCUGCACUGUGUGUCCUUGUACUUCCCAAACACAGGAUACGUCCAAGGCAUGGCACCACUGGCUGCCACAUUGCUGAGCUAUUAUGACGAAGAGAAUUGCUUCAUCAUGCUGGUCCGGCUCUGGGAGUAUCGCGGUCUCGACUGGCUCUAUACUGCUGGCUUUGAAAAGCUCAUGGAGACGCUGCAAGACUUUGAAACCCUGUGGCUAACAGACAGAGAAGUCACCAAAACACUGUCGGAUUUGUCAGUACAGCCCAUGGCUUAUGCUACCCGAUGGUAUCUGACUUUGUUCAACCUGGCAAUCCCUUUCGCUGCCCAACUGCGGAUCUGGGACGCAUUCAUGUUGCUGGGCACUUCUCCAAAGAGCAAAGCCGGACCUGACCCUUCCGAAGGCGAGACGACCGACUCUGGUGAGCCGCCAUCAAAGGGCUUGGAAAUUCUGCAUGCUGCCAGCGCCGCCAUCAUCGACGUUUAUAAUGAUUCACUCGUCGACUCCGACUUUGAGAAUGCGAUGAAGAUUUUGACGUCAUGGGUGCCGAUCAAGGACGUUGAGCAUUUCAUCGGGGUCGUCCACGCCGAGUGGAAGCGGCACGAGAACAAGCAGAAGAGCUUCUGA